UGGAAUACGAUCUGUCUUGGAAGUGGGAGCAGAGCAGCUCUCUUCUUUGGAAUUUCACCACCCUCGAUUGAGAUGUGUUUGCAAACUAUUUAGCGUUGGUGAAUCCGUAAAAUGAAACAACACCCCGAAGGCGGUCAUUAAAAACGCAGCCACAUAAUGUCGCACCUGCUGAUGAGGCGACGGAUUCUGCUGAUGGUCCUGCUCUUUGCAGCUCCACUGCGAAACGCACCCCUCGGCGGAGCACAGGUGGCACUAGCAACACCAACAACAACUGGCCGCGACCGCCAAAUUCCGCCGGAGUGGCAGCGGGAUUGGGACUGGGACUUGGGUCCGGACUGGGACUUCAACGGGAAUGGGCACUGGGACUCGAUGGCGCCGCCGACGUCACGCGCUUCCGACGACCUUUACCCUGUUGACAGCGGAAGUCCCGAGCCGAAAUCGAGUGGCUCGGAAAUGGACAACCAAUUCGGAGAUAACUAUUUGGCCCCCUAUCCGGAGAUGUUCGGUCGCCAGUGGCAGCUGCGGCAGCUCAAGCAGCUGCAGGUGCAGCACAAGUGGCAAUCUCCGCCAGCUGCUUCACUCAAGGCCAAGAGGUCGCCCCUGAAGUGGCCCCCCGACGACGCAGACCAGAUGCCCCCCCUCGCCUACGCCUACUCCUUGCCCUGGAAGCGCAAGAGCCAGCCGCAGCCGCCCCGCUACAGGCCCUCGAUCAGUGCUGGAGCCAUGACCAAUCUGGGGGGCUUUUUCAAUCAGCUGGAGGCGAACCUGCGCUUCGCGGAGCAGUCGCAACUGGGCGAGUCCGAAACGCGAAUGCUGGAGGGGAAGCACCCCCAUCCGCUGCACUUGCCGCCCAUGCCACCCGAGGCUCCGGAUGAAAAUGACCAGCAGCAGGAGCAGGACCGGAAGACAUCGAAGCUCCUGCACGCCCUGCGCAGCUACAGACCCUCCCAGAAGAUCCGAUCACUGGUGUCCCGCAAUCCGCAGGGAUACCGCGGCUCCCAGUUCAUAGACCCCAGCUACAUGUGGGUGGGCCUGGGAAAAUGACAAUGAGUCUACCGGCCAACCUCCAUUCAACAAUAGGUACCUAAGAAGCUGCAACGAAUGCCGCCCCGAGACAUAUUUUAAAUUAUGCCCCUCUGUGUGUGUAGAAAAUAUAUU
This is a messenger RNA of Drosophila elegans, 1158 nucleotides long. RefSeq names its product submandibular gland secretory Glx-rich protein CA. NCBI's taxonomy places the organism in Eukaryota, Metazoa, Arthropoda, Insecta, Diptera, Drosophilidae. Bases 157 to 1044 code for a protein of 295 amino acids. The transcript is spliced from 3 exons. The record is from RefSeq and is a predicted model, not a curated record.